AUGAUCCCACACUCUGUCACCAGACUCCACAUCGAUGCCAAUUGUCACAUCUCUGUUGGCUCCAUCCCCGAACAGGUGACCGAUCUCAAAGUAUAUGAGCUCGAGUCACUCAACAUUUGUUUACUCUCUUACUCGCCCCUCGCUCAUGGAUGCCUGCCAUCAUCACUUUGCUCAUUGACCCUGAGAGUCCCCAACUGCGUCGAGCCAAUACCACCCGGAGCUCUCCCUCCAUCACUCACCUAUCUCGACCUUGUCUGUAGAACUAAGCUUCUUUCACUCCCUCGCUCCCUGCAGACCCUGAUCUUAACCAAGUACAAUCAUGAUUUGGACGAUGAGCACUUUCUCCCGCAAUCACUGACGCGCCUCUCACUUGACACAUUAUUCAAGGGCAACAUUCCUCCUUCAUCACGUCUGCCACUCUUGAGAAGACUUGAUGUCCCAUCUUGGGACGGCAACUGUCCAACAAAGGGCAAACGGCGCACCACUAAGAUUCAGGUGGACCUUCCUCCAAAACUGACAACACUCUCUAUUCGAGGUAUUCCACGAGGCGCCACCAACACCAUCCCUUAUGGCGUGACGACUCUCACUCUCAAUACAGUGCGAGGACUACUCCCAGAUAGCUUGACAAGGUUGUCAGUUCAUGAGCCAAAGCUGGUGGAUCCAGGUGCGAUGCCCCCUUUGCUCAAGACGAUAAAGAAGGCCUCAAUCGACUUUAUCACAUAG
Messenger RNA from Acytostelium subglobosum LB1, 723 nucleotides. RefSeq lists its product as hypothetical. The transcript is spliced from 2 exons. NCBI's taxonomy places the organism in Eukaryota, Evosea, Eumycetozoa, Acytosteliales, Acytosteliaceae. The record is from RefSeq and is a predicted model, not a curated record. Bases 1 to 723 code for a protein of 240 amino acids.